CGGGAAGAAUGUGUCGAGUCUACAACAGCACCAAUAGUACCUGAUGCAGAGUCGCACAUAUUAUAUACUGCUGUUCCACUGAAUAGUGAAUUUAGCUGUCAAACGCCAUCCUGGGUUUCCCUUUCUAUAGAAAAUUUUAGGCAUGAUGAUGCUGGUGUAUUGUUUUAUACAGGGUUGGCAAAUUACAAUGACUUUAUAUUUGUCUUGGCUUCUUUUGGAGAGGGAAUAUACCACAUGAACUACUUGUAUAACAGAGUGGACCAACUUAAUAUUGAUUUUUUUUUAACCCUUAUCAAGCUAAGAAGACACAAAACCAAUUUUGAACUUAGUAGACUGUUUGGCAUUUCUGAACAUUCAGUGACAAACAUAUGUAUCACAUGGCUGAACUUUAUGUCUAGACAAUGGAAGGAGUUAGAUUUGUGGCCAAGUCGAGAUUUAGUCCGCUUUUUUAGUCCAUCUGAUUUCAAGCUGAAAUUUCCAUCAACUAGACUGCUUGUAGAUGGGACAGAAAUGCCUGUUAAGAAACCGAAGUCACCAAUUGCUCAACAGUCUACUUAUUAUACAUACAAGAACAGAAACACAGUUAAAGUCUUGGUAGGAUGCUCACCCAGUGGUCUGGUGUCUUAUGUUUCUGAUUCAUACGGCGGAUCAGUAAGUGACCGUAAAAUAGUGGAAAGGAGUAAUCUUAUUAACUUAUGUGAUCCUGGGGAUUCCAUUAUGGCAGAUAAAGGCUUCAACGUUCAGGACUUAUUUGCACCAAGCGACGUAACUAUUAAUAUUCCAACAUUUUUUAAGAAACGUAACAGAAUGACUGGGAAAUCAGUUUUAAGAGAUAGAAAAAUAUCCAGUAAACGUGUCCACAUUGAACGAUUCAUAGGAUUAGCAAAGACAUUUAAAAUCCUUACUGUUGCAAUGAAUAGAACAGAAACAAAACUUUCAAGUGAUAUAAUUUUUGUAGUUUUCAUGCUUUGCAACCUUAGGCAAUGUAUCAUACCAAGACAUGCGUAAACCUAAAAAUGACAAAAUCAAAGUGUAAUUGAACUUGUAUUUUAAAACAUAAUGAAUGCAUAAACAAUAUUUAAAGCCUUAGUGUAUGCAUAUAAUUCAAUAUACAUUUGUAAACAACGUAAAUAUUCUUCUAUUGAUACAUUGAAAUCACCCGUGUCACCAGGAAUACUUAUCAUAACUGUUGUACAUAAAUUUGUCAAGAACAACCUGCUUAAAAUAUUUUUCAUAAAAUGAAGUUAAAGAACCUUUCAUUUCAACAAUAAAUCUGUCAUUUCUU
Molecule: messenger RNA, 1285 nt
Organism: Mytilus trossulus (common blue mussel)
Lineage: Eukaryota; Metazoa; Mollusca; Bivalvia; Mytilida; Mytilidae
Exons: 1
Source: RefSeq, a predicted model, not a curated record